AUGACUGAUAUAACAACAGCAAUAUCUAAUGAUCUACAAACGAAUUCAUUAUCAGGUCUGGCAAAUCUAUCAUCUGAUACGAAUGAAAUGAUAGAAACAAUUAAUCCAAUUUCGGAUUCAAUUGUUAGUGAUGAACCGCCAACAAAAAAAUCUAAAAUAACAUCCAAUGAUAAAUUGCGUUUACUAGAAGAUCGUAUCAGUUCUAUUUUGUCUUGUUGUAUUUGUUUGGAUCUUUCGACAUUAUCCAUAUUUCAAUGCGUAAAUGGACAUCUAAUGUGUGCCUCAUGCUUUAAUCAUUUAUUAGCUGAUUGUAAAUUAAAAGAUGAACAAACAACGUGUCCAAAUUGUCGUUGCGAAAUUUCUAAGUCAAAUUGUACGAGAAAUUUAGCGGUUGAAAAAACUAUAUCAGAAUUACCUAUACAAUGUGAUUAUUGCCUUCAAAUUUUUUUACGUUCAGAAAUCAAGAAUCAUCAAUCGCAAAUUUGUCUCGAUCGACCAACUAUUUGUGACUAUUCAUUACUUGGAUGUAAUUGGAAUGGACCAUUUCAUAGUUUAUCAUCACAUCUAACAGUAUGUGAAUAUCCAAAUAAGACUGGUUUGGAACUAAUUGAUACAAUACAAGCACAGAAAUGUUUAUAUGAUGACGAAAAAAAGUCCCUUGAAACAGUUGUUGAUUUACUUUCACUGAAUCAAAUUGGAGUUAGUGAUCUUGUUUUAAAACCAUUUCGAACAGAUGAUUUCGUUGUCAAACUUUAUUUUGAAACAUCACGUUUUACAGCAUUACAGUAUCAAUGGCAAGUACGCGCUCGAAUUAAUGAUAAUAUUCCACAUCCACAUACAACAAUUACACGAUCAUUAAGCUACCAAUUAGGACCACACGGUGAUCCAUCAACAUCACAAAUACAACCAAUUAUUUAUCAUUUUGAAUUUAAUCAAAACAAUACUGAAACAGAAUAUUUAAAAUUGCCCAUCAGUUCACAAGAAUGUAACAGAAUGUUAUCAUCGUCAUCAAUUAGUUUUCGUUUACUAAUGGUUCAACUUGAUAAACCUUAA
Molecule: messenger RNA, 1053 nt
Organism: Rotaria socialis
Lineage: Eukaryota; Metazoa; Rotifera; Eurotatoria; Philodinida; Philodinidae
Source: the annotation of a GenBank genome assembly